Cutaneotrichosporon cavernicola is the source of this 621-nucleotide messenger RNA. RefSeq lists its product as uncharacterized. The coding region runs from base 1 to 621 and encodes 206 amino acids. NCBI's taxonomy places the organism in Eukaryota, Fungi, Basidiomycota, Tremellomycetes, Trichosporonales, Trichosporonaceae. The record is from RefSeq and is a predicted model, not a curated record. The transcript is spliced from 5 exons. Gene Ontology annotation, biological process: UDP biosynthetic process; CDP biosynthetic process. Gene Ontology annotation, molecular function: ATP binding; UMP kinase activity. Gene Ontology annotation, cellular component: cytoplasm; nucleus.
AUGUCCUCCACUCCCCUCUACACUAGCGACAAGCCUGUCUUUGACAAGGAGAAGGCUGGCAAGGGGACGCAGUGCGACCUUAUGGUCCGCGACUACGGCUUCAAGCACCUGUCCGACCUCCUCCGUGAGGAGCAGGACCGGCCCGGAUCAAAGUACGGGGACCUGAUCCGCGGGUGCAUCAAGGAGGGACUGAUUGUGCCCCUCGAGGUGACCAUCAAGCUCAUCGAGAACGCCAUGACGACGACGCUCGAGAACCCUUCCGCCGGCGAGGGCUGGGCCAACGGCAAGGGUCGCUUCCUGAUCGACGGCUUCCCGCGCAAGAUGGACCAGGCGCUCAUGUUCGACCAGGCGGUUGUCGACUCGUCACUCGUCCUCUUCAUCAACACCUCCGAGGAGGUGAUGCGCGACCGCAUCAAGGAGCGUUCCAAGACCUCGGGCCGCGCCGACGACAACGAGGAGUCGCUCAAGAAGCGUUUCGUGACCUACCGUGAUACUUCGUUCCCCGUCAUCGAGUACUAUGUGCAGCAGGGCAAGUGCGUCGACAUCAACUCGACGCCUAUCGUGGACGAGGUCUACGCCCAGAUCAAGGCCGCCCUCAAGGAGCGCAUGCCCAACCUCUAA